This is a messenger RNA of Elephantulus edwardii (Cape elephant shrew), 3051 nucleotides long. It is a transcript of the gene LNPEP, whose product is annotated as leucyl/cystinyl aminopeptidase. The transcript is spliced from 17 exons. The record is from RefSeq and is a predicted model, not a curated record. Gene Ontology annotation, molecular function: zinc ion binding; metalloaminopeptidase activity; peptide binding. Gene Ontology annotation, cellular component: cytoplasm. Lineage: Eukaryota; Metazoa; Chordata; Mammalia; Macroscelidea; Macroscelididae. The coding region runs from base 16 to 3051 and encodes 1011 amino acids. Gene Ontology annotation, biological process: proteolysis; peptide catabolic process.
CAGCUCCCCAGGAAUAUGAUUGAAAACAGCAUGUUUGAAGAAGAACCAGAUGUGGUAGAUUUAGCCAAAGAGCCUUGCUUACAUCCUCUAGAGCCCGAUGAGGUGGAAUAUGAGCCCCGAGGUUCACGUCUGCUGGUUCGGGGCCUUGGGGAGCAUGACUUGGAGGAGGAUGAAGAAGAUUGUGAGUCAUCUGCAAAGCUUCUGGGCAUGUCCUUCAUGAACAGAAGCUCAGGCCUCCGGAACACCACAACCGGCUACAGGCAGGGCUCUAAUGGCCCUUGUUCAGUGCCCUCUGCAAGGACCAUGGCAGCCUGUGCUUUUGUCGUUAUGAUUGCUGUUUCUGUCAUCAUGGUGAUUUACCUGUUGCCCAAAUGUACCUUUACCAAAGAAGGCUGCUAUAAAAAAAACCAAUCAAUGAGAUUCAUUCAGACACAGGUAAAGGAGAAGAAUUCAUUUCCAUGGGCACACACCAGACUUCCUACUACCAUUAAACCACUACGCUAUGAAGUUAACCUGCACCCAAACCUCACUUCGAUGACUUUCACGGGUUCUGUGACAAUUUUACUUCAAGCUCUUCAGGCCAAAUGGAAUAUCAUUCUUCAUAGUAAAGGCCAUAAUAUUUCAAAAGCGACCAUUAGGUUAGCAGUUGCAAGCGAAGAGCACAAUGUUGAGGUCGUGGAGUAUAAUAAAACUGAACAGCUUGCUAUUAUUGUCCCCGAAGCCCUUCUUGAAGGACAUAAUUACACCUUGAAGCUUGAGUUUUCAGCAAAGAUAUCUCCGCACUACUAUGGGUUUUAUGGCUUCACCUACACAAAUGAAAAGAAUGAGAAAAAGCUCUUUGCGGGGACUCAGUUUGAGCCCUUGGGAUUAAGAACUGUUUUUCCGUGUUUUGAUGAACCAGCAUUUAAAGCCACAUUUCUCAUCCGGAUCAUAAGGAAUAAGGAGCACUCUGCUAUAUCAAAUAUGCCUAAGAAAUCAUCCGUCGUUCUGGAGAAUGGACUCGUUCAGGAUGAGUUUUAUGAGAGUGUGAAGAUGAGCACGUAUCUGGUUGCUUUCGUUGUGGGCGAGAUAAAGAACCUGAGUCAGGAGGUUAAUGGAACCCUGGUUUCUAUAUAUGGUAUACCAGAAAGGAUUGAUCAGUUUCACCAUGCCCUGGGGGUAGCUGUGAAAGUUUUUGAGUUUUUUCAAAACUACUUUGAAGUUCCAUACUCAAUUAAUAAAUUAGAUUUGGCGGCUAUUCCUACCAUUUAUGCAGGAGCAAUGGAAAAUUGGGGUUUGAUCACCUUUCAAGAACAGACACUUCUGCACGGCACUCCGUCUUUUUCAGUGACGGAAAUAAGAUUGCUUCGUAAAAUCAUGGCUCAUGAGAUAGCCCAUCAGUGGCUUGGUAAUUUGGUAACCAUGCAGUGGUGGAACGAUCUAUGGCUGAAUGAAGGUUUUGCCACCUUCAUGGAAUAUUUCUCUUUGGAAAAAAUAGCCGAUGAGCUCUCAGUUUAUGAAGAAUUAUUAGAAAAUCAAUUUAGAUACAUGAAGAUUGAUUGUUUGAAGUCAUCUCAACCAAUGUCAUCUCCAGCAUCAUCUGUUGAAUCAUUACAGCAAAUUGGAAGAAUGUUUGAACCUAUUAACUAUUUUAAGGGAGCUUCCCUCUUGUUGAUGCUGAAAACGUACGUUGGUGAAGAUGUGUUCCAACACGCUCUUAUUCGCUACCUGAAAAAACAUAGUUUUUCAUCCAUUCAAAAUGAUGAUCUGUGGGAUAAUUUUAAUGAGGUCACCGGCCCAACAUUAGAUGUAAAGAGAAUUAUGAAGACCUGGACCCUGCAGAAUGGAUUACCUUUAGUUACUGUUCAAAGAAAAGGAAGAAACGUUACUGUACACCAAGAGAAAUUCAUAAUGAAGCCUGAGAUUCAACCCUCAAAUGAAAGCUACCUAUGGGAAAUUCCACUCUCCUAUAUCACCGAUAGAACAAAUAAUUCACAAUAUCCAUCAGUAUUCUUACUGACCAAGGAAUCAGAUACCAUCAUUCUUCCAGAAGAAGUAGAGUGGAUCAAAUUCAAUGUAGACAUGAAUGGCUAUUAUAUGGUACACUAUACUGAUGACUGGGAAGCACUGAUCAAGCAGUUAAACACCAAUCCUUAUGUUUUUAGUGACAAAGACCGAGCCAACCUCAUCAACAACAUCUUUGUGCUUGCAGGCAUUGGCAAGGUCCCUCUUCAGCAGGCUUUUGAGUUGAUUGCUUACCUUGGAAAUGAGACCCACAACGCCCCCAUCACUGAAGCCCUAUACCAGACCCGCUUCAUCUUUGACCUUCUUGAGAAGGUGGGACACUUGGAUCUGGCCUCAAGAUUGGAGAAUAGAGUAUUGAAUUUGCUUCAUAACCAAAUACAACAACAAACCUGGACUGAUGAUGGCAGCCUAUCCAUGCGAGAUCUUCGGUCAAAAUUGCUAGGAUUUGCUUGUACCCACAACCUCAAGAACUGCACCACUGUCGCCAUGAAACUCUUUGAUGAUUGGAUGUCAUCCAAUGGAACUCAGAGCAUACCUCUUGAUGUCAUGUCCACUGUGUUCAAAGUUGGAGCCAAAACUGAGAAAGGAUGGUCAUUCCUUUUAAGCGCAUAUGACACUGAAAAUUCUGAAGGAAAGAAGGAAAUGAUACUUAAAGCUCUUGCCAGCACAGCAGAUAUAAGGAAUCUUUACAGGUUAAUGAAAAUUAGCCUGGAUGGGAACAGGAUUCCUACAUUUAGGCUAUCUGCCAUCGUUCAAGAAAUGAGUCAAAGCCUUCUUGGACACUUACUGGCUUGGAAUUUUGUCAAAGAGAACUGGGAUGUGCUUGUACAAAAGCUUGCUGUGAGGUCCUAUCCCAUGCGAGGUAUUAUUGCUGCAUUAACUCACAUGUUUUCAACAAAGACACGUCUCUCUGAGGUCCGGGGAUUCUUUGAAACUCAGCCAGAAGAUACCUUUAAGUACAAUAGUAUUCAGGAUGGAUUGGAAGUCAUUCAGCUGAAUAUCCAGUGGAUGGAGAAGAACUUACAAGCUCUGACGUUGUGGCUGUAG